UGCAGUGGCCGCUAGGGGCGCAGAACAGACAGCGACUGAGUGAGGGUUUGCCUGCUACAAGAACUACAACAAGGAGUCAGUACUCAGUAGUCAGUUCAGUUGAGGAGUUGACUGUUGACUGUUGAAAUCAUUCCAGUAGGGCACUAAUAACAUUGUGUCAGUGCCAGAAGUUGAAGUCUAAACCGGUCUUGCAGUAGCCAGCAGCUGAGUUGAUGUUGCUUCUUGGACCGCUGUUAUCAGUCAGCUGUUUCUAGUGAUAGGAGUGCGCAAGUUUUUUUUAACCGAGCACCCAUCAGAGAUUCGUUUUGAGUCGCUUACCUGCCAACUCUUGGUUUACGUUGGAUAGAGCCACGCAUAUAGCGUUCAAUUGGGAAGAGCGAACCUCAUCGCCUGGCUCAAGAGGAAGAUUACUGGGAGAGUUGAGAGUGACACAGUCUCAGCCGCUCAAAGCUGAAACACUGACAACUGAUCACUCAAGCUCCAAGUCUUGGCCUGACAUACGGUAGGCCUACACUCCACGAUCAACACUCGUCUGAAUGACAUAAAACUUGAAAAAAGCAGAUAGCCUACAAACUCUCAUUCAAAAUGACAGAUACAUCUGAUUUCACAUUCUAUCAACGGAUGACGCUGUAUGCAGCUGCGGCUUGCUUUGCUGACACAGUCACAUUUCCUCUGGAUUUGGCAAAAGUUCGAUUGCAGGUCCAAAGUGGAGCAAAAGGAAGUGGCUUGAAGUACAAAAGUCUUCUUCACACAAUCCAAACUGUUGCUAAGGAAGAAGGACCCAGGGCCUUGUACAAAGGUUUGGUUCCCGGCCUCCAAAGGCAAAUGUGCUUUGCAUCAGUCAAGUUUGGACUUUACGACUCAGUUAAGGACUUCUACCUGGGAUUACUUCAUGGUUCAUCAAAUUCAUCAGAAUCAUUAGCAUCAUUGUUGUUCACAUCACAAUCAUCAGAAAUAAUUGCAUCACCUCAUUCAUUCAUAGUAAUAAAAAAAGCCGAAGAAGGGUCAAAUGUGAUGGUAAGGAUAGCGGCAGGUUUGACAACAGGAUUCAUGGCAGUAUUCAUCGCUCAACCGACAGAUGUUAUCAAAAUCAGAUUUCAAGCGUCACAAGGAGUCUUCGGGGAGCACAGGUCUGUCGCCAAGGAGUACGCGAAUAUUCUGAAACAGGAAGGUGUGGCAGGACUAUGGAAAGGAACAACGCCGAAUUGUCUGAGAAAUGGGUUCAUAAAUUGUGGUGAAAUAGUCGUUUACGAUUCUGUCAAAGAUUUCUUCAUCAAGAAACAGAUAAUGAAUGACAAUGUCUAUUGUCAUUUCACCUCAGGAGCUAUUGCAGGAUUCUGUGCAACGGUCAUCGCCUCCCCAUUUGAUGUGAUCAAAACAAGAUACAUGAGCGCUGCCAAGGGAGAGUACAGCAGUGUGACACACGUCGCCAUGGAAACCUUGAAAGAAGGUCCUCUUGCCUUCUACAAAGGAUUCUUUCCAUCGUUCUACAGGAUAGCGACAUGGAACAUUGUGCUUUGGAUCUCGUUUGAGCAGUUGAAAAUCUUGACGAGGAAAGUGAGAGAAUCAGGGGUUGUUGAGAGUUCCAUAGUUAGGCCUAUCCACGCCCAAUCAAAAAUUACAAGUCACGAUGAGUGAAAAAAAUUUAAAGACUGGAAGACAAGAGAGCAGUGAGAUAAAAGCACUGUUUAAUUUUUAAAUAAUUAUUUUUUAUCUUGUGAUAGACCAAAAGGGAGGACUGUGCAUUCAUAAGCAAUGAUUGAGCCAUUUUGGUCAAAUGAUUAUUAUAUUUUUAACAUUGUGAACAUUCAUAAAGUAUUACUCCAGGUUUUGUAUUUUGUAUAUUGUAAAUAGGCGACUAGAUCCUUGACAAAAUAUGAGACGUUAUUUAUUUUUGUGUGCCAAGUAUGUCUAGAGAUUAAUUUGUAUAAAAUGUAGUUUUAUAACUUAAGAAUAAAAUUAUUUUCAAACAUA
This is a messenger RNA of Nilaparvata lugens (brown planthopper), 1974 nucleotides long. Its product is annotated as mitochondrial uncoupling protein 2. The record is from RefSeq and is a predicted model, not a curated record. Gene Ontology annotation, biological process: mitochondrial transmembrane transport; mitochondrial transport; adaptive thermogenesis. The transcript is spliced from 10 exons. Gene Ontology annotation, cellular component: mitochondrial membrane. Lineage: Eukaryota; Metazoa; Arthropoda; Insecta; Hemiptera; Delphacidae. Gene Ontology annotation, molecular function: oxidative phosphorylation uncoupler activity. Bases 586 to 1638 code for a protein of 350 amino acids.